Molecule: messenger RNA, 960 nt
Organism: Cyclocybe aegerita
Lineage: Eukaryota; Fungi; Basidiomycota; Agaricomycetes; Agaricales; Hemipholiotaceae
Source: the annotation of a GenBank genome assembly
AUGGCCCACAACGGACCUCCUGAUGCGGCGGCGGUCGAAGCCGCACUCUCCCUCAAGGAGGAGCCGGAACGGAUGUUACCUGAAAUCGAGAAGAAACUGGACGACAUCGCCAUCAAAAUUCGAGACUUGAAGCUGGCGCAGGCAAAAUUAUCAGAAGAGGCCCAGACACAACAGGCGACGCUGAAUGGAUGCUGGAGAGAGUUCUACGCAACACUCGAUAUUCUCCCCUGGUCCCAAUUAACGACAGUUGCGCUCAGCGAAGGCCUCUCGAUACUGGACUGGGUUCGCAUCAUGGAGCUCUGCGGGCAAAUGACAAAAGGGACCUUCUUUGUCCAAAAUAGCCAUCCUCACGACCUAACACUAAUGAAAGGUCAACCCAAGCGCACUCACGCAAACCUCGAGAUACUCACCGUCUCCUUGGGUACUGUGCGCACCCACGCUCCCAUACCCAUUGUUCGCCUGCUCAGUUUAUUCGACUUCCGAAAAUUGCGCCACCUGCAUAUCUCGCAUGUCCGGGUAACGAGCAUGUACGGGGACAAGCCUGCGGGUACUUUCGCCGAGUUCUCAAACCUCGAAUACCUUUCCCUCGGCGGUAGCACCCCAGUCGCCAACAUACUCGACAUCCUCCACGAAACUGCUAACAUCCGCACGUUCAAGUUCCGUGCCAACCCUGAUACCAGCGCCGAUUCAAGUGCCACAUUUAAAGCCGUGUCAUUCCUCGAGUCGACUAUCCUCCUUCCGAAGCUCGCCACUCUGGAGAUUGCGUUGCGUGGCUUGCGGCCUGAAGAAGACAUGAACCUUUUGGUCCGUAUGGUGGAGUCGAGAUGCAUCCGCGUGCCGAGCGGUUGUGUUCUCCUCCAGCAUCUUGUCCUCGAAUCGGCUGUUACUGAAAUCUUGCAGGAGCUAGAGAAGCGUCUCGAACCAUGUCGGACGGCUGGUCUCAAGAUAUCUUCGAUUUAG